AUGGAUCCAAGAUUGGUUUUGGUUACUCAAUCGGGUAGCGUUGAUGCUUUAUAUUCUCUUAUUCAGAAAGAUCCAUGCAUUCUUCAAAUCGUUGACGUGUUACCUUUCAUCCACACACCUCUCCAUGAAGCUUCGUCUACUGGGAAGACAGAUUUGGCCAUGGAACUGAUGAUUCUAAAGCCAUCUUUUGCCAAGAAACUAAACGAGGAUGGGUUUAGUCCGUUACAUCUCGCUGUCGAAAACCACCAAGCUGAGUUAGCACUAGAGCUAGUCAAGUUUGAUCCCACUCUUGUUCGUAUUCUUGGAAGAGGAGGUAUGACACCUUUGCAUCUUGUGGCAAAGAAAGGUGACGUCAAUCUUCUUACAGAGUUUCUUCUGGCAUGUCCUGAAAGCAUUAGAGAUGCGAAUGUAAAUGGAGAAACUGCUUUACACAUCGUUGUUAUGAACAAAAAAUACGAAGAGCUCAAAGUUCUCACAGGGUGGAUGCAGAGAAUGCGUGAAAGUGAUGCUUUAUCCACCGAGACUCACGUCUUGAACAAAUGCGACCGAGAAGGCAACACGGCCUUGCACCUAGCGGCAUACGAGAAUAAUCACAAGGCAAUAAAACAGCUGUUAAACUGCAUGUCAUUGAACCGGAACAUCAAGAACAAAAGUGGUAAGACAGCACUUGAUGUCUUACGAGCCAAUGGAUCUCACAUGAACAAAAAUACAGAGAAAAUCAUACAAAAAUCCGGUGGUAAGACCGGGGAAUCUCUAACCAAGGUAAAGACAAUGUCUGUCUUCCUGAGAACGCCGGUCACUUUCAAGGAAUAUUGCUCAACGGGAAUCGCACGUUACAGGAGCAGCAUGUCAGACGGAACACGAAACUCUCUUCUUGUAAUAACAGCUUUGAUAAUCACAGCUACUUAUCAGACCGCAUCACAACCAGAAGAUAAAGAAAAAAGUGACAACAAAGAUGGCAUUGACUUCCUCCUAUCCAAGAUCGUGCUAUUAUGGGGAUUCAACACUACAGCAUUUUUCUUGUCUAUUGCCUUGACGUUUAUACUCUUACCAGUUGGUAAAGCGUAUACUUGGUGGUAUAUAUUCAUCACGGUGCCUCUCGUCUGCUCUUAUGCAAUCUCGGUUUACAUGAAGUAUAAUCUCAAGGGUACAGUGCUCCUUUCCUUCUUCGUUAAUAUCUAUAUGAUGGUUACACUCGGAUUUCUCGUUUAUCUACUUGUGUUCUACGUGAGGUGGAAGCGCAAUACGCAGAAGAAGGUACCAAAACCCAAAACUGAGCUGAUUUCCAAAGGCUUCAAGACUAAUGUUUAG
Eutrema salsugineum is the source of this 1311-nucleotide messenger RNA. RefSeq names its product ankyrin repeat-containing protein BDA1. Bases 1 to 1311 code for a protein of 436 amino acids. The record is from RefSeq and is a predicted model, not a curated record. The transcript is spliced from 3 exons. Gene Ontology annotation, molecular function: protein binding. Lineage: Eukaryota; Viridiplantae; Streptophyta; Magnoliopsida; Brassicales; Brassicaceae.